This is a messenger RNA of Acanthamoeba castellanii str. Neff, 1044 nucleotides long. Its product is annotated as sirtuin, putative. NCBI's taxonomy places the organism in Eukaryota, Discosea, Longamoebia, Acanthamoebidae. The record is from RefSeq and is a predicted model, not a curated record. The transcript is spliced from 10 exons. Bases 1 to 1044 code for a protein of 347 amino acids. Gene Ontology annotation, molecular function: NAD+ binding.
AUGAUGCGCAAAGCCACUGGGGGCACAGGCCUGUCCCAUCACCUUCUCAAGCCGAGCCGCACGGCCCCCACGGACGAGCGAGAAGCAGAAGAAGCCCUUCUCCAUUUUGUGGCCUCUAGGAGGAACCUGCUGGUGAUUACGGGGGCCGGCAUCAGCACAGAGUCGGGCCUUCCUGACUACCGGGGUCCACAGGGCAGCUAUGCCAAGGGGCAUAAGCCCACCCUCUACCGCGAUUUUGUCACCUCCCCCUCCGUGCGGCAGAGGUACUGGGCGAGGAACAUGCUCGGGUGGGAGUCCUUCUCCCGCGUGCAGCCCAACCCCGCCCACUUGGCCCUGGCGCGCAUGCAGCGGGAAGGUGUGUUCCAGCACCUCAAUGUUGACCGCCUGCACCAGCGUGCCGGAAGCCAUGGCGUGGUCGAGCUUCACGGGCACAACUGGGCUGUGCGGUAUGACCCUUCUCACGUUGACGAAAAGGGUGGUGGCUGGUGGUGGCUGGUGGUGGCUGGCUGCGGUCAUGAGGAGGACAGAGCUCAUUUCCAGGCGCGCCUGCUUGCCGCCAAUCCAGACUGGCUUCCAGAGGCAAAGGCGGCCGCGUCUUCCCCCGUGGUGGCGGGUACUCCCGCCCCUGUUGCCCCCAGCAGCGUGCCUGUCUCUGCUGCCUUUUUCGCCUCGUCCUCGGUCUCGGCCGAAGAAGCCGGAGGCAUCCGGCCAGAUGGUGAUGCAAACGUGCCCUUCCACGACCACUCCCAGUUUUGCGUGCCCUCGUGCACCGCCUGCCACGUUGGCGUUGUGGUUGUUGUGGAAGAGGCCAUGAGCCACACCCUGUCCUCUGAUGGUGUUCUGGUCAUCGGCUCCUCGUUGAUGGUCUACUCUGCCUUUCGCUUUGUACGUGCUGCCGAUGCAACCCAUCUGCCAAUAGCCCUCCUGAACAUCGGACCCACUCGCGCUGAUGCACUUUCGUCAAUCCAUCUCAAGCUUGAACUCAAGGCUGGGCAUGUACUGCCCCAGCUGGCUUCAUCCUUACUCUCCUCAUCUGCUCUGUGA